Messenger RNA from Guillardia theta CCMP2712, 872 nucleotides. RefSeq lists its product as hypothetical. The record is from RefSeq and is a predicted model, not a curated record. Gene Ontology annotation, molecular function: 4 iron, 4 sulfur cluster binding; ATP-dependent FeS chaperone activity; ATP binding. Gene Ontology annotation, biological process: iron-sulfur cluster assembly. The annotation marks the transcript as partial. The transcript has 8 exons. Lineage: Eukaryota; Cryptophyceae; Pyrenomonadales; Geminigeraceae.
AUGUGCCAACCCGCGAGGAGUUUGCACACAGGAGGGGAGCAAGAGCAGCAGGGAGGGGUUGUUUCGUUCGACCUCGUCCUCACGACGCCUGCCUGUCCUGUGAAGGACAAGUUCAAGAAGGACUGCACGGACCUCAUUAAGCAGCUGCCAUGGGUGAAGGACGUGAAACUCACUCUGAGCUCUCAGCACAGGCCUGCAGGAGGCGGUCAGAAGGUGGAGAACUCCCAGACCGGCUUGAAGGACGUGAAGAGGAUCAUUGCCGUAUCCAGCGCCAAGGGAGGGUCGGGAAGUCAACGCAUCGCCAAGCUGGGCGGGAAGGUUGGGAUCUUCGAUGCAGACAUCUAUGGCCCGAGCCUCCCUACCAUGGUGGGCGUUGAGAACCCGCGGGUAGUCAGGUCGCAGACCAACGAGGAGAGGAUCGCUCCGCUGCACUACCAGGACGUGAAGUUGAUGUCCUAUGGCUUCACGGCCAAGGCUCGAGGAGGACAGGCAUCGAUCAUGCGAGGGCCCAUGGUAGCGUCUACUGUCCACCAGCUGCUCGCGUUCACUGAUUGGGGCGAACUUGACUACCUCGUCCUUGACUUCCCUCCCGGAACCGGAGACAUCCAACUCACCAUCUGCCAGCAAGUGAACAUCGACGGGGCUGUCAUAGUGACGACUCCGCAGAAGCUCAGCUUCGUGGACGUUGUCCGGGGCAUCGAGAUGUUUGACACGUUGAACGUCCCCAUAGUUGCGCUCGUGGAGAACAUGUCCUACUUCGACUGCUCGUGCGGGACGAGACACUUCCCGUUCGGCGAAGGACACAGUCAGAAGAUCUCCGACCAGUAUGGCACCCCUAGCGCCGUAGUGCUGCCGAUCCACUCGUCAUUGAG